UCCAAAAUAUACCGGAUAAGUUCGUGUCAAGUUUGGAGGAUGUAUUUCCUCAGGAAUACGGGGGAACUCACUACACACAUUUUAUUUAUUCAACUUAUUAUUUUAUGAAAUUCAACUUUAUGUACGGGAAAAAAGUUAUUAGUGUUGAUAAGCAUUUAAAAAGUACGGAGAUAAAUUUGAAAGGAUAUUCAAUUAAAGUAUGUUUGACAGAGGACACUUUAGGUCAGACCUCUUCAAUGGGAUCAUGGCUUCAACAGUCUUUCCUUCUCUGGCAGACGUGUUUACUGAGGCUAUUUUAACUGAGGAUAUAUUUCAGUCUUUAGACCAGGUGUCCAGUAGGACCAUGUCCGAAACUAUGGAAGCUGUGAAAGGGUUAAAUGAAAAUGACUUUCUAAAUCAACAUGUGCUUAAUGAAGAGAAAGCAGAAGUUAUCAUAGCAGGGACAGUCGACUCGAGCAUCCAAGAGCUGACGCAGCCUGAUGAUUUAAUGAUACCUUUAAUGUGGCCAAAUGUGUAUGGUGACCAAGGUGGUGAAACUCUAGUCGUUGAAUACGAAAUAGAGGUCCCUCCUGAAGAAACGGAAAUGAUUUAUGCAAAUUCACCCGGUUCUGCUGGCGAUAUUUCAGAUUUCUCUUCUGAACCUGAGAAUGACAGCAGCUGUGGAGGCAGUGAUGGUAGCAGUCCAAUGAUCUCAUACAGUAAAGUAGAAGUAAAAACUGAACCAGGCUUAGAUGAGCAACGUCAGGCAGCCCCGUAUCUACCAGUGCAGGCAAUAUUAUCUCCAUACGAAGAGGAAGAGUUAGAAGACAGUUAUGAUGCAGUUAUUCGCCAUAAAAAAAGACGGAAAAGCGAUGCAGAAUAUAUUGCUGAUGGUAGAAAAAGACCUGGUAGAAAGAAGGGACAAACGUCAAGUGUGUAUCAUCUGUGGGAGUUCAUCAGAGAUCUGUUACAUGAUCCUAAACAGAGAAUAAUUAAAUGGGAGAACGAACAAGAAGGCAUUUUCAGGGUUGUAAAGUCAAGUGAAGUAGCUAAACAAUGGGGCAAUAUGAAGAAAAAUAGAGAGAAAAUGACAUAUGAAAAACUGAGCAGAUCGUUACGGUAUUCAAGAAAAGAAGGAUAUUUUGAAGAUGUACCUAAAGAUGAAGGCUACCCUAAAAAACUUUGUUUCAAAUUUGGACCAAAAUCUCAUGGAUGGAAAAGAUUGUGAAAAGUGAAUGCAAUAAUGUGAAUCAAAGAACAUGUAAAAUGUGAAACGAAUGGAAACAGCAUGUGAAUCAAAAGACAUAUAGGGCUGUGUAUGGCAGCGUGCCAAGAUGAUGUGUGGUACUGUUGAUGUUGAAUUAUGAAAAUGUGAUAAUAAACUGUGCAAUUUGUAUCUACAAAGCACCUGUUAGUGAAACAUUUAUAUCAUAAUCACGGUUAUUACAAUUAACCAAUCAAAACAUGAGUCAGGAAAUACUUAAAAAGUGGCAAAAGUGAAGGCAACAUUUCAUAGUCUAAGUCUAUUGUUAUGUUACUGUAUAGCACUUAUUAGUGUGGCUUGUCGUGAGACAUCUAUCAUUAUCAUCAAUUAUCUUAUAUUAACAUAGGAUAACACAUUUGUAUUGUCAUUUUAAUUUGAUACCUGUGAAAAAAUAAAAUGUGAUAAACAUGAUAAAUAACAGCAAUAAACACUGCUGAUAAACAUGAUAAAUAUAAU
Mytilus trossulus (common blue mussel) is the source of this 1699-nucleotide messenger RNA. Its product is annotated as ETS-related transcription factor Elf-3-like. Gene Ontology annotation, cellular component: nucleus. The record is from RefSeq and is a predicted model, not a curated record. Gene Ontology annotation, biological process: cell differentiation; regulation of transcription by RNA polymerase II. NCBI's taxonomy places the organism in Eukaryota, Metazoa, Mollusca, Bivalvia, Mytilida, Mytilidae. The transcript has 7 exons. Gene Ontology annotation, molecular function: sequence-specific DNA binding; DNA-binding transcription factor activity, RNA polymerase II-specific. The coding region runs from base 200 to 1207 and encodes 335 amino acids.